Rotaria sp. Silwood1 is the source of this 345-nucleotide messenger RNA. The record is from the annotation of a GenBank genome assembly. Lineage: Eukaryota; Metazoa; Rotifera; Eurotatoria; Philodinida; Philodinidae.
AUGCAAACACGUUCAACAUUAGAUACAAGUUUAAAUAAUUUAUUUACAAAUAUUGAACGGUUACGUACACGUGAUUUAUUAUCCUAUGAACAACUUUCAUAUGAUAGUAUAUUAACAUCAAUUCAAAUUGGUCAAUAUCCUAAAAAUGAUAUAUGGCGUUUAUAUGAAAUACUUGCACGUAUUUAUACAUUAUUACAACUACCAAAUGAAAAUACAAAUUCCUUAAAUAAUGAACAUGUUAAUGAAGAACAAGAAAUGAUUGAUAGUUCAUCAGAUAAUAUUCUUAUUGCACUUAUUGCAGAAUUAUAUGAACAUACUAAACAAAUUAUCAACAUCACCCUAUGA